Messenger RNA from Nothoprocta perdicaria, 636 nucleotides. Its product is annotated as eotaxin-like. Lineage: Eukaryota; Metazoa; Chordata; Aves; Tinamiformes; Tinamidae. Gene Ontology annotation, molecular function: CCR chemokine receptor binding; chemokine activity. The coding region runs from base 1 to 291 and encodes 96 amino acids. The record is from RefSeq and is a predicted model, not a curated record. Gene Ontology annotation, cellular component: extracellular region. The transcript is spliced from 3 exons. Gene Ontology annotation, biological process: G protein-coupled receptor signaling pathway; positive regulation of ERK1 and ERK2 cascade; cellular response to type II interferon.
AUGAAGGCAGCCUGUGCCUUCCUCCUCCUCCUCCUCCUCACCGCGCUGUGCUGCAGGAGCCUGGCCCAGAGAGCCCCAGCCGUGCCGGACAAGUGCUGCUUCAACUUCCAGACGCGCAGGAUCAAGAGGGACAACAUCGCCUACUGCUAUGCCACAAGCCCCGAGUGCCCGCACCGGGCCGUGAUAUUCCGGCUGAAGAACGACAAGGAGAUCUGCGCCCAAGCCGGGCGGGCCUGGGUGAGGAGGUACCAGGAGACCUUCAAAGCCAGCUCCUUCUCCCUGCCCAGCUAGGGCGGACGCGGGGGACACUGCCACACAGCCCGUGAGCUGCCGGUGGCUCCUUGUUCCCGAGAUAUCCCCUCCUCGAAGCAGAGGAGCCACGUGGACCCCUCAGGGUGAUGGAGGCUGGGGUCCCCCCGAGCGCACCCAGCUCCCUGCAUCCCAGCUUUCCUCCAUCCCAGGGCUAAGGUAGGAUGGGUCCUUGGCUGAGGAGCACCCAGCCUCACUGACAGCCUCCCAGCCAGGUCCCGGCCUCAGGCAGCAGCACCUUCAGCUAAUGCUGGACAAGAGGCUCCCCCAGGAGCCGCUUCUGCGCGUGCAGGGGUGGAGGAGAAGCGUCCGCGCGGUGACUUGUUG